This is a messenger RNA of Perkinsus marinus ATCC 50983, 595 nucleotides long. RefSeq names its product ATP synthase subunit beta vacuolar, putative. The transcript is spliced from 3 exons. The record is from RefSeq and is a predicted model, not a curated record. NCBI's taxonomy places the organism in Eukaryota, Perkinsozoa, Perkinsida, Perkinsidae. The annotation marks the transcript as partial. Gene Ontology annotation, biological process: proton transmembrane transport; ATP metabolic process.
AUGUCGUCCGCUGCCACCGAUGCAAGGACUGCUGCUGCUGUCAACGCCGCUGCGGUCACUCGUGACUACACCAUUAACCCUAGAGUUGAGUACCAGACCAUCACUGGUGUCGAGGGACCUCUGGUCAUUCUUGACAAUGUGAAAUUCCCCCAGUACAACGAAAUUGUCAAUCUCACUCUCGCCGACGGCUCCACCAGGCAGGGUCAGAUACUUGAGGUUAACGGCUCUAAGGCAGUCGUUCAGGUCUUCGAGGGCACCAGCGGUGUCGAUAACAAGAACUGCUAUAUUGAGCUCACUGGUGACACACUCAAGAUGCCAAUGUCAGACGAGAUCAUGGGUCGGUCUUUCAACGGCUCUGGUCAACCUAUUGAUAAAGGCCCCCAGGUCUUAGCUGAAGAGUAUCUGCCUAUAAAUGGUUCCCCCAUCAACCCCAAGUCUCGUCAGUACCCUAAGGAGAUGAUCCAGACUGGUCUAUCUGCGUUGGAUACGAUGAACUCAGUCGUUCGUGGGCAGAAGUUGCCUUUGUUCUCUGCUGCUGGUCUUCCUCAUAACGAGAUCGCCGCCCAGGUGUGUCGUCAGGCUCAGCUCGUCCAGG